Ordospora colligata OC4 is the source of this 495-nucleotide messenger RNA. RefSeq lists its product as uncharacterized. The transcript has a single exon. The record is from RefSeq and is a predicted model, not a curated record. The coding region runs from base 1 to 495 and encodes 164 amino acids. NCBI's taxonomy places the organism in Eukaryota, Fungi, Microsporidia, Ordosporidae.
AUGCAAGUUUUAACAGAGGAAUUCGAAAAAAUUUCUGUAAAGCAUAAACAUCAAAAGCUGCAUACAAAAGGAUUCUCACCAGAACAGAUAUACUAUCAAAUAGAGGAUCUGUGUUUACACAUCCUACAAGCGUCAGAGUCUGCAAUAACCGAUCUCGGUUUAAUAUACGAAAACACGCCUCAGCAAAUCGAUCACAAAUGCAACUGCAAAGACAUCCAACAAGAUUGCAGCAUCUACAGUCAUAACAACGUCGCAUCAAGUACACCUAACUUCAUACAAGACGAAGACUCUUCAACCAGUACGUCAGAUCAAAUCAAUGAAAAUAGCUUGAGUGAAACAUCCUUGGAUUCAGAUGACUUUGGAAUCUCUAGGGAAGACAUCUCACAUAUGGCAGCCGAGGAUCUCAUCAAAAUUCUCGAUUCUAAAGCUCGACGCACUUCAAACCAUUACAUCAAUGACUCGGAUUCUUCAGAAGACGACUCGCAACAAAAAUAA